GACCCAAACCAGCCAAGACUACUUUCUCACGUGCCACAACACAAAGCCAGCAAAGCGUUACGGUUCGAAGAUUCAAACUACGACCUGCAGACGGUGGACUCGUUGCGUUGCGUCAGGUAGUAAGCCUGGAAAGUGCCGUGGGAUACGCCGAAUCUCGACGAUUCGUUCCAGUACGACUAUUUUAAUCGCCGCGAAGAUACCAUUCGGUGUGUUUGUGCUCACAGAUAAGAUAUCCUUGACAGUGACAGUGCGUACAGCCAUGUUGGGAACAUGCGACAUGAUUAUACACAGCUGACGGCGUAAGAGACAUAAUCAGAUGCAGAAACGAGAAACUCUCUCUCUCUCUCUCUCUCUCUCUCUCUCUCGUCUUCUGUGCACGACAGACAAGUCGGCUUUGAUGCUUCUCAUUAGGGAACUACGAUUAAAGUGAGUAAGCUCGUUCGCGACCGCAAAUCCAACAAGAGUUAUCUUGUAUCCUCGCGUGCUCCAUUCCCAGACGGUGCUGCAUUAUCGAUCAGACCAACACAGAGACAGCGCGAGAACGCCGGUAUAUUAUUUACUAGAGAAUAUAAGCGAAUAUCAAAGCUUCUCCGUGGGUUUCCUCAAGGCAAGCCAGUGCAAUUUCUAUGAUGUAAGCUGACUCAUAUCUUACACAUCUUCAGCAUCUCACCUCUCACUUCUCCUUCACGAGUGACUUCCACGUGUAGGUGCCCGGGCGCGUGUAGUUGUGACGGAAUACAGUAGAUGAGGUCAUACACCCACCUUCACAGGCGGUUGGUUUUUCAUUCACAUUGUGCGACUCGUAGUUGAGGACGAACGCCUCGAAAUAGUCCGUUUCGGUGCUUUUAUCUCACACAAUGAUCAUGAGGACGUUGCUUGCGGUUCAUCCUGUAUCAUUGGUGUUUGUACUCACGGCCACUGCCAUUGGCGGCAAUUACAUAGACAUUAAUCUACCGCAUGAUCACGUCAAGUGCUAUCUCAAUUCUUUUCCCACGGUAGCAGAAAAGUGCCGCAACGAUGCGGCGUGUCCAUAUAAGAAUAUCGUCGAUACCAAAGCCUGUUGGGGCUACGAGCAAGAUUGCAAAGCGGAAAAUUCUUUUUCCAUUCCGCACUGUCCAGGCGAUCACAAAGGAUGGGUCACGACGAAAAAGGCUCAACAGGAUACAUAUUACGCGCAAGGCGACUUUGGAUACGUACGGGAUCAGAGGAAAGAGAUGAUGCUAUUGUGCGAACCGUUAUUCGUGGAGGAUUCAUCGUUGGAGUGUUCGGAGCAUAUGAGGUUCUGCAGGGCGAGAAAUAUAAUGCUGAACUUCACGGAUCUGUUGGAUCGGAAGGAACCUAUACGUUAUAAAAUGGACGUGUUAAAAGAAGGUCAAAUAGGCGGCUACUGCACGCUGAACGAAAGGAGACUGCAGGAAAAUGCGGAUCACAUCAGCCCGCUGCAAUCGUGGGGACCCGAACUGCGAUACUUCCGCAAACUGACCCGUCGGCCAAUCAUCCAUGGCGAUUGCGACGUGGUCAUCGAGAAGCCCACGUUCAUCAUGAAGAUAGAUGCCAUAGUAAAUAUGUAUCAUCACUUUUGCGACUUCUUCAACUUGUACGCAUCAUUGCACGUGAAUCUCUCGCACCCAUCCGCCUUCGACACUGACAAUCACAUAAUGAUCUGGGAAAGUUAUAGUUAUCGGUCGGCGUUCCAAGACACCUUCGACGUGUUCACGAGAAAUCCACUGUGGGACCUGAAAACCUUCCGAGGCAAGAUCGUGUGCUUCAGGAAUCUAGUGUUUCCCUUGUUGCCGCGAAUGAUAUUCGGCCUUUAUUAUAACACGCCACUUAUUUAUGGCUGUGAAAAGUCGGGAUUGUUCAAAGCCUUUGGCGAUCAUGUGCUGCACCGACUUCGGAUACCUCUUCAUCAAAGGAAGGAUCGAAGGAUCCACGUUACACUGUUGAGCAGGGACACUCGCUACAGAAAGAUCUUGAACGAGGAUGAGUUGGUGAAAGCUUUGCGAGAAAACCCGGAGUACGAAGUUAGAAAGGUGGUGUACAAUAAGAAUGUGUCGUUCAAAGAGCAGUUGGAAAUUACGAAGAAUUCCGACAUUUAUAUCGGCAUGCAUGGCGCUGGACUGACGCAUUUGAUGUUCCUACCAGAUUGGGCGGCGGUAUUCGAGAUAUACAAUUGCGAGGAUCCCAACUGCUACAAGGAUCUUGCACGGCUGAGAGGUGUGAAAUACUUCACGUGGGAAAAUUCAUCGAAAUUAGUGCAGCAGGAUCCGGGGACGCAUCCUGACGGCGGAGCUCAUGCAAAAUUCACGAACUACAGCUUCGACGUCAAGGAAUUCCUGAGAAUCGUGUCGCUUGCGAGAAAUCAUGUAAAGCAUCAUAAUGCAUUCAAGAAGUUUCUCGAGGACAAUGUUUAUGCUGAAGAGCAUAAUGGAACGAAAUCGACAAGUGACACAGGACCAACACGAACUCCUAAUACGGAAGAAGUAAUUCGGUUACGACAAAAGUCGAGUGUAUUGUCCAAAGAUGAAUUAUGAGCGGUGAUUUAGGUACUAAAUAAGAGCGAUUACAAAAUACGCUAGUAAAAAACGAUGGAUGGUGUGAUUUAAACAUGUACUAGGUAAAUUUGUUACCGGGAACAUUCCUUUUACUUAUUUUUAUACGAGAGGAAAAAUGUACAUACUUAUUUUAAUUAAUAAAUAACAAGUACGUAAUAAACGUUGAUAUGUGUGAGUUGCA
Molecule: messenger RNA, 2736 nt
Organism: Harpegnathos saltator (Jerdon's jumping ant)
Lineage: Eukaryota; Metazoa; Arthropoda; Insecta; Hymenoptera; Formicidae
Gene: Eogt
Product: EGF-domain O-GlcNAc transferase
Exons: 10
Coding region: 858-2534 (558 amino acids)
Cellular component (GO): endoplasmic reticulum lumen
Molecular function (GO): protein O-acetylglucosaminyltransferase activity
Source: RefSeq, a predicted model, not a curated record